AUGGCCAAGCUCAGCAAGCUCCCCAAACUCUCCAGGCGCGGCAGAACCGCGCUCGCGUCGGCGGUGUGUGUGUACGUGCUCCUGGCGUUCCAAUUGCACAGCUGGCGAGUGCAUUCCGGGUUCUACAAGGGCCUCACCACAGAGCUGCCGUCGACCGCGCGCGCCGGCGACACCAACCUCAAGCGCUUCCAGCCGCCCGCCGCGGCGGCCGCGGACGCGGCGGCGACGGGCUCGCUGGCGAGCCUGCGAUCGCAGCUGGCGCUGCAGUUCCCGUACGACGCAUCGCAGCCGAUGCCCAAGCGCGUGUGGCAGACGUGGAAGACCGCGGUGGACUCGCCGCAGCUGUCGCCCGAGUUCCGCAGGAACUCCGGGCUGUGGAUGGAGGCCGCGGAGCUGGCGUCGUACCAGUACGCGCUGGUGCCGGACGCGCACGUCCUCGCGCUCUUGCACAACCUGUAUGGCGGGGUGCCGCAGGUGAUCCAGGCGUUCGAGUCGCUGCCGCUGCCGAUCCUCAAGGCAGACUUCUUCCGGUACCUGAUCCUGUACGCGCGCGGCGGCAUCUACUCGGACAUGGACACGUUCCCGCUGAAGGCGCUGGGGUCGUGGCCGCCGGCGGCGACGGGGGCCGCGAUCCAGUACCGCGGCCGCGCGGCCAGCAGCGGCGCGGCCAGCAGCAGCGGGGCGCCGGAGGCCGGGUUCGUGGUGGGCAUCGAGGCGGACCCGGACCGCGUGGACUGGAGCGACUGGUAUGCGCGGCGGAUCCAGUUUUGCCAGUGGACGAUCCAGUCGAAGCCCGGCCACCCGCUGCUGCGCGAGCUCAUCGUCAACAUCACCGCCACCACGCUCGCCAGCACCCACGUCCGGUCCUCGGCGCAGGCGCCGCCGUUCAGCAUCGACGAGGACCAUCGCGCCGACUACUUGGUCAACUGCCGCGACAAGCGGCGCUUCGACGACGAGUUCCCGGCCUCGCAGAAGAAGACCGCCGCCAACGUCGACGGCACCGACACCAUGAACUGGACCGGGCCCGGGGUGUUCUCGGACGCGGUCUUCAACUACCUCGACAACCUGAUAGCCACCAACCCGGACGUGGCCAUCAUCAACGACAACCUGCGCGCACACGGCGGCGCGGGCACCCACAAGUUCUACCGCAAGGUGACCGAGGGCCUGGAGUCCGCAGCCGUUUUUGUCAAGGAGUUCUUCACGCUGAUCGAGGAGCCCGUGGCCGUCGACGACGUGCUGGUCCUGCCGAUCACCAGUUUCUCGCCGGGCGUGAACCAGAUGAACGCCAAGGAGGACGACCACGCCAUGGCGUUUGUCAAGCACAUGUUUGAGGGUUCAUGGAAGGGCACGAAGCCCGGCACCGCGCCCGACACGUAG
Lachancea dasiensis is the source of this 1377-nucleotide messenger RNA. NCBI's taxonomy places the organism in Eukaryota, Fungi, Ascomycota, Saccharomycetes, Saccharomycetales, Saccharomycetaceae. The record is from the annotation of a GenBank genome assembly.